Molecule: messenger RNA, 1062 nt
Organism: Helianthus annuus (common sunflower)
Lineage: Eukaryota; Viridiplantae; Streptophyta; Magnoliopsida; Asterales; Asteraceae
Exons: 1
Coding region: 1-1062 (353 amino acids)
Molecular function (GO): nucleic acid binding; zinc ion binding
Source: RefSeq, a predicted model, not a curated record
AUGUCAGGAACAACCGGACUAAAUUCACAAGUCAUAAUUCAGAAGGAAGGAAGUUCUCUUUCCCAAUUCCAGUGUCCUAUUUUGAAAGCAACAAACUAUAUGGUUUGGGCAAUUCGCAUCAAAACGAUUUUGGAAGCGAAUGGACUUUGGGAAACGAUUGAACCGGCAGAAAAUACGCAAACGGAUGUUAAGAAAGAUAAGGCUACAAUUGCUUAUCUAUUCCAAGCAAUACCGGAGGAUGUUGUAUUGCAAGUUGCAAGUUGUAAAACUACAAAGGAAAUUUGGGAAAAUCUCAAGAAAAGACACGUUGGUGUUGAUCGGGUACAGAAGGCUCGUUGGCAUACACUUUUAUCAGAAUUCGAGUUAAUGCAAAUGAGGGAAGAUGACACUAUAGACUCCUUCACCGCAAAUAUAAACAGUGUAGUUACCCGGGCAAGCGAAUUAGGGACAACACUGAGUCAACCGACUUUGGUACGCAAACUCCUGAAUGCAGUGCCAGAUAAGUUUACUCAGAUUGUCGCCUCGAUGGAACAGUACUCUGAUCUAGAAACAAUGACGCUAGAAGAAGCGGUCGGAAGGUUAAAAACGUUCGAAGAAAGACUUAAGCAAAAGAAAGGAAGCCGAGGAGAAAGUCAAGACAAGUUGAUGUUUACACAUCACGACAACAACUCAGGCAGAGGGAGACAGUUUGGAAAUCGCGGGCGUGGCAGGUUCAACCAACCGCGUGGAAACUGGCGAGACAAUAAAGACAGGCAAAGCACUAAGAACAAAGGAUCUUCGUAUAGACCCAGAGGUGGAAGGUCUAAGAAUUCGAGGAAUUUUGGAAGAAACGAAACAGAUAUAAGUAAGAUCCAGUGCUACAAGUGUCAGAAGUAUGGACACUUCAAGAAAGACUGUCAUGAGAAAGAUGUUGUACAAGAACAUUCAAAUCUCGUUGAGGAAGACGAAACACCCGUAUUGCUAAUGGCAAUACAAGAAGAAAACGUUGUUCAAGAAAGGGUUCUACUAAAUGAAGAACACAUAGAACCAACAAGUUACACCUCAGAAGAUGAAAGUCUAUGA